GCAGACGAAGGUUGAGGCUGAAUUCGAGGUCCGCUGUUCGAAGCCUUGAAGUGUCGCAGCUUCAGUUGUGCUUUGCGUGCAGCGACCAUCUGCUCUUCCUCUCUUUUCCGUUCGUUCUACUCUAAUAUAUUUUACGCGUCAGGCACGCUUCUUUCCUUACUACUACUUGGCCGAGCCUUGUCUUUCCUUGCCCCAAGUCUUCCCAGAAUCGUCUGAUCCUGCCGCACGCCUCUUUCUCCGCUACCUCUCCCAUCCCAGAUGUCCCUCAAGGCUGAAUUAGAGACAUGGGCCGCCGCCCUCAAGGCCUACGACGAAGAGGACUUUGAAAAGUCCCUCGACCUCUUCUCUAGGAUCGGCGACUCGUCCAAGAUCCUCACAAACAUGGGUCUCAUAUACGCUACCCUCGGUGAGCACGAAGCUGCCGUUGAGCAGUUCAUCGCAGCCACUGGCCUCGACCAGUAUCUUGCCGUCGCAUACUUUCAAUGCGGCGUCUCCAACUUUCUGCUCGGCCGUUAUGAUCUUGCCUCCAAAGACUUCGAGGAGGCCCUACUCUAUCUCCGUGGAAACCAGUCCAUUAAUUAUACGCAACUCGGUCUCGCCUUUACCUUGUACUCGUCCGAGGUCCUUUUCAAUAAGGGUCUCUCCCUCAUAUACCUCAACCAGAUCGACCAAGGGAUGGCAGAGCUCCAGGAUGCAGCCAGCCAGAAAGCGACGGAGGAACAUAAUGUCAUCGACGAGGCUCUCAGAGACAGGGGCGAAGGCUACACCGUCUUUAGCAUCCCCGUCGGAGUCCUCUACAGACCCUCCGAAAACAAGCUGAAAAACGCAAAGACCCGCGAUUUCCUGGGCAAAGCGAAACUUGUCGCUGCAGAAGAUGCUUCCGAGGCCUACACGACCUUCACCGGCGUGACCCGUCUCAAGCAGGGAAUCACCCCAAGCAACACCUACGCCGAUGAUGCCCCCGCGCUCAACCGUAGCGCCACCGCCCCCGCUCCCCGCAUCACCCCUCCGGAAGCAGCCCCAGUCAGCAAUCUCGGACGCGCCAACACGACCAUCAACGUCGCCUCCAACGCCCGUGAACGUAUCUCGCCCGGCAGCCCUUCUUCCUCCAACAAUCGCCCUCCCCCCUCCGUCGCCCGCUCCAACACCAUGGCCUCCGGUCGUACUCCCGGUGGCAUGGGCGGCCCCGUCCGCGGCCUAAGCGUUCGCAAGCCCAGCUCCAACGCGCCCUCCCCGCCCCCAAAGUCAUCCUCGCCCGCGCGAGGUGGGCAGAACGGCGGUGGUGGAGAGGAUAACGGGAACAGGAUGACGGAGUUCUACGACUCGUAUAUCGAUGCGUAUGCGGACAACAACGCGCCGCCGACGUUGCCGCCGUUGCCGCCUAUGAGUACUGCGGCUGGUGGUGGGGGCGGAGACAGAGUUGCUGCUUGGGCUCGGACGAAUGCGAAUGGCGGGGCUCCGCCGACUUCGUAUAGCCGUGCGCCGUCGUCGUUUGGGGGUUCGCGUGCGGGCACGGUCAGGAGGAGGGUGACGAGGCGCGGGACUGCAGGUUCAGCCCCGGUGAGCACGUAUGAGGAGGAAGAGGAGGGGUAUGUUACUGGGAGUGGCGAGUGGGAUGAGGUGUUCGAGCUGGUGAAGAUCCGCGUCAAGAUCCAUUACGAGGAAGAUGUGCGCGGGAUGGCACUCGACCCCCAGAUGCCCUUUGACGAUUUCAUGGUUCGCGUCGCGGACAAGUUCGAUCUCGGACCGAAGGAGAUCACGCUCAAGUUCAAGGACGAGGACGGCGGACGGGUCACGCUCAGGGACGAGAGUGAUUAUGACCUCGCGAUUGAGACGGCAAGGGAGAGUGCGAAGGGCAAGCCCGAGGGGAGGUUGGAGAUCUGGGCCACCCGCAGAUAAAUGGGCCAGCGAUGAUAACAUUCCUGGACUUGCCAUUAUAUUGUAUUUUUUACGCACUCUUUCUCUCUCCCUCUCUCUCUGUGGUCAUUCUCACUCCCCCUCGCUGCCUGCCUGUCGUCGUCCUUCUGGUUUCUUUAUCCACCCUGCAUUAUCUAGAACUUACUCUCCUCUCGUCUCGUCUUGCCUCUCGGAUCUCUUUGUCUCGGGUUGAUACAUGGGUUGGGCUGGAGGUCACUACUGCCGGUCGCGGGCUGGUUCUCACUCAGUACUCAGUCCCCGCCGCGUCGUGUGCGAUAUUUUUCUUUUACAUAUUUACUUACAUAUGCUUCAUCUUCCAAUCUUGUUAUUAGCUCCGUUUCGUUUCGUUUCGCAUUUUCAAUAACGCCGUCCCAACUCCAAGUACUCAGUACAUACUUACCUCCCCACACACCCACACCCACACCUGUCUCGCCAUAUAAUACCAGACAAGUUACGACCCCCAUUCAGGAAUCAGGAAUCAGGAAUCAGGCUCAAACUCG
Molecule: messenger RNA, 2417 nt
Organism: Stereum hirsutum FP-91666 SS1
Lineage: Eukaryota; Fungi; Basidiomycota; Agaricomycetes; Russulales; Stereaceae
Exons: 10
Coding region: 259-1899 (546 amino acids)
Molecular function (GO): protein binding
Source: RefSeq, a predicted model, not a curated record